AUGGACCUAGCCACCGGCACGCGGCGGCAUCCCGGAUCCGAUGCGUUCCGCGAAUACAUUGACAAUCAACUUGGGGAGCACGCCCACAGCGGCAUCAACGGCAGCGGUGAAGAACAGGCUUUUGUCUGUAACGAAGCUCUCACGAAUUACUGGACCCGAGAAAGAAUCACCGGCGUGCUGAUUCUUGACGACAACACGGAAGCGGACGCUGAGGCCAUUGGGACCGCCUGUCUCGAAACAUUUUCGAUUUUGUGCUAUAUCUCUUGUUCGGCGUAUUUCAGCCAUUUCACUUCUUUGCAAAUCAACGACGGCCUUCUUCCGAUCAAACAAACCAACUACUCCGAGUGUCAAUGGUCCGGUGAUGUCGGAUUUGUGGAUGCUCUUACUAGGUUCUGCGUAGCACAAUGGAAGUUCAAGCCCCUGGUUUUCGACAAUAUCAAACACCGCAAGGCGUUGCGCUCCGAGUGUAUCCUUCCCAUUGCCUACGACAAGGCGGCACCUCUGACGAAACCAACCAACGGCGAAUUGGCGAUGUACAAGGCGUCUGUCUACCCUUGUUGCGCUGGGUCGAUAUUCACAAGAAAUAUGGGCGGAAACGACCUGGCUCUUAAGAUGCUGAGAUCAAGUGACAGCCACCACUGGGAUAAUGAGGUCGACGCGUACACCUUUCUCUCCCGCAGCUCUCCAGACAACCGCGACGCCCCACGCAAAAGGCCAUUGACGAUGAUGGCGGCAUCCCCGAGCACAGCUGCAUCCUUCAACUACAUCACAAAAUAUCUUGGGUCCUUCAUAAUCACUCCCCCACAAGGUGUCCUGGAAUACCACCGGACCGAUCCUCAUACGGCUGCCGCCCAGCGCCCAGACUUGGACAAAACCCACGUCAUUCUUGUCGAGCAUGCCCGAGGCGGCAACCUAACCUCGUUUUGGCAGCGCCACAUUGAUCUAGUAACUUCGCCAAAGAGAGAGGACCGGGUAAACUUAUGGCAUCAAAUGUUUCAUCUUCUCCGAGCGCUUUCUGCAGUUCACAGCAUCGACGGGACGCACCAAGGCAUACAGGAAUCUAACGUUCUGUUUAUGCGCGAGGAUGGGUUCCCCACUGACCGGGAGAAAGCCUGCUUCAAGCUUACCGACUUCGGGAAGAGCCAGUUUAAAACGCCAGGGGGGACGGGAACAGGAGCAAGGGUCAACCAUUUCGACAACCACACAUACAUGGCACCAGAGUGUUAUGAAACCGACGACAUUGGACGAACUUCUUCGCGACCGUACAGGAAGGCUGCUGAUAUCUGGAGCCUAGGCUGCCUCUUCAGCGACAUGCUUGUGAGGUCAAGCUUGGGCCGGGAAGGUGUGGACAGGUAUCGAGAGGCCCGGGUUACGGCAAACAGGCAGACCAUUGUUCGAACCUAUGCGCCCCAAUGCUUCCACGACGGCAUUCAGCGGCUGCGGUGUGUCGACGAGUUCCACCAAGAGGCUCUCAAGAAGUACCCCGACGACGAUGUGCUGCGUGCCGUCAGCGACAUUAUUCUCGACCACAUGCUCCAGCAGGAGACGGCACGGACGGAUGACGCGUUGACUAUUCGGGGCCACUGGAUAAACCGCAUUGUUGCAAGGCGCGACAGCCCGGCAGCGGCGCUCGCGAGAUUCCCCAUCGACUCAGAACCCAGCCCUACGCCCACCAUCUCCGCCCAGCUUUUCUCGAUCGGAAACAUUGUGCGAAGAGUUGACCUCAAGGCGGUUCACCACGCCAGCUACUGCGCCUUCGAUCAGGUCGGUAAGCACGACUGUAAGGCGCCGCGCUAG
This is a messenger RNA of Chaetomium fimeti, 1797 nucleotides long. RefSeq names its product kinase-like domain-containing protein. Gene Ontology annotation, biological process: peptidyl-threonine phosphorylation; peptidyl-serine phosphorylation. Bases 1 to 1797 code for a protein of 598 amino acids. The record is from RefSeq and is a predicted model, not a curated record. NCBI's taxonomy places the organism in Eukaryota, Fungi, Ascomycota, Sordariomycetes, Sordariales, Chaetomiaceae. Gene Ontology annotation, molecular function: ATP binding; protein serine/threonine kinase activity. The transcript is spliced from 4 exons.